Fusarium vanettenii 77-13-4 is the source of this 975-nucleotide messenger RNA. RefSeq lists its product as uncharacterized. The transcript has 2 exons. Gene Ontology annotation, molecular function: protein binding; mRNA binding; translation repressor activity. The record is from RefSeq and is a predicted model, not a curated record. Lineage: Eukaryota; Fungi; Ascomycota; Sordariomycetes; Hypocreales; Nectriaceae. Gene Ontology annotation, cellular component: P-body. The coding region runs from base 48 to 560 and encodes 170 amino acids. Gene Ontology annotation, biological process: nuclear-transcribed mRNA poly(A) tail shortening.
CUUUAAUUCAGACUCAUCAUCUGCAUCACAUCCACUCGCCCAUCACAAUGUCUUCAUACUCUAGUUUCUCAAGCUCCAUCUCGGGGUCAGCAUCCAGCUCUCCAUCCUUGUCCUUCCGUUCCCAUGUUAGCUCGCAGAGCGACAGCGAAAGGGUGGGGGAGGAGAUGGACAUCAUCAAGACGUGGUUUUCAGUCCUCAACGACGAAGAACGAACAGCCGCCCUCACAUCCAUCGCCGAGCUACCGUGUCUCCGCGAGAUCGAGCCCUUGAUCCAAACCCUCAAGGACCGCAAGCGGGAUCUCUGGCGUCGACAGGAGGACCUCCUCAUUCAGCCCGGAACAAAGCCCAAGUGGCCGAUGCCGGCGUUCCCUCACAACUCCCAAGACCCUAGAUGGGUAGCCAAAUGGCUCCGCGCGUUGAGGCUGCACAAGUACGAAAAUUGCCUGACUGGAAUGUCUCCGGCGCAGGUUUCUCGUCUAAGUGACGCGGAUCUGCAGCAGCUUGGAGUUGAUACUGUCGGCGCAAGGACGAAGCUACUCCGAGCCAUCUCGUCUGGAUGAAUAUCAUCAUAUAAUACCUUUAAUUUGCCCGCGAGACGGGUUGGUCAAGGCAGCUGAGCUGCCUACAAACACGAAAACGUCCUCAAGACGACCACUACCACUGAGAACAGCACUCCCUCUCAGAAAGGGGGCAGCGAUGAAUCAAAGCACCAAAGCAAAGACCCCAUCGCCAGGGUCAAACAUGGGAAGGCCGAGAGUUCAGGUCGAUGCCUUCGUGAUGGGUGGGCUGAGGUCUGGCGGUGGUGGUGUUGAAUGUGGUUUGACACGGGGAAACAAUGGCGUUAAUCUGGGCGGAAUAAAUGAGCUACACCCCAUCCGGCACAAUACAGCCGUCUACAGCCCUGCGGGAGCUGUCCCGAUUUUAUUAGAUACCUUGUCUCGUACCAAAUUUAGCCGUCAAGGCAUAUUAUCUGAA